UGCACACAGUUGGGGAAAGUGCUGUGAGAGCCAAUCCUAAGCCCCAGGGUUACUGUCUGCACUGGCACCUGUCAUGACAAAAUGGAAGGCCGGCUGCCAGCGGAAGGGUUCGAGCAGCUGAGGCUGAAGAGCCGACCCGAGCUCACCUCUGCAUCUCUCCUCCGAGUUGGUUCUAACGUGUACAGUACUGUUCAGCAACAGGACUAUUCUGCAAGUGUGUGGCUAAGAAAAAAGGACAAACUUGAACAUUCUCAACAGAAAUGCAUUGUGGUCUUUGCCCUAGUGUGCUGCUUUGCAGUACUGGUUGCCUUGAUAUUUUCCGCUGUGGACAUUUGGGGAGAGGAUGAGGACGGAAUCACUGAAGACAACUGUAGCAAAAACUGUCGCAUUGUUCUUGUAGAGAACAUCCCUGAAGACCUGUCCUAUACGGACAAUGGCACUGCCCACCUGUCUCUCUAUCAGGGCCUGCUCAGCCUCCUGGAUUCAGCUGAGAAGACAGUGGAAAUCGUAUCUUCUCAUUGGGCCCUAAACAAUGUAGACCUGGAACAGGGUCAUCCUUCAACCUGGCAGAGCAAGCAGCUGUUUAAAAGAAUAUGUGGUUUGCAGUCUCAAGACAAAAGUCUAAAAAUAGCCAGUGAUCUAAAGCAGAAGGAUUCCAAGGAACUGAAAGAUCUAGAAGCCAGUGGUGCUGACAUACACUUUCUGAACAUGACAGCCUUAACCAGAGGCAAUCUGCGUUCCUCUUUCUGGGUUGUGGAUAAGAAGCACAUGUACAUUGGCAGCGCGAGCAUGGAAUGGCACUCCAUGGCACAGAUGAAAGAGCUUGGUGUUAUUAUCUACAACUGCAGCUGCCUGGCGCUGGAUUUGCAUAGAAUAUUUACCCUUUAUUGGCAACUGGAAUACAAAGACUUUGUCCCAGCAAAGUGGUCCAAGAGGGUGUUUGCCUUAUCCAGUAAAGUGGAGCCCCUCAAACUGCACCUCAACAACUCAAAGGCAGAGGCUUUUUUAUCAAGUUCUCCGAGCAUUUUUUGUCCUAAUGACAGAACCAAAGAUAUUGAUGCCAUUAACAGAGUUAUUUCUGAUGCCAAGAGGUUUAUCUAUGUGUCCAUAAUGGACUACCUGCCUCUGGUCAACAUAGGUUCUCACAGUUCGGGAAGCACACAACCAAACAGAUAUUGGUCUCGUAUUGAUGAAAUGCUCAGAGAGGCUCUGUUAUUGCAUAACAUCAAAGUACGCCUGCUUAUAAGCUGCUGGAAGCAAACACAUCCCUUAACUUUUAACUUUGUUUGGUCUUUGAAGACCCUCUGUACUGAGAUACCGGACUGCAGUUUAGAAGUGAAAUUCUUCUGCAUGACAGAACAGAAUAAUGCUUCUUUUCCUAAAAUAAAUCGAAACAAAUUCAUGGUGACUGACCGAGCAGUUUAUAUUGGAAACAAUGACUGGAUUGGAAAUGACUUCACUUACAACGCAGGCGUAGGUCUUGUCAUCAGUCAAGCAGAGGUGCUGUCAAACUCCACAAUUGUUGAGCAACUAAAAGCUGUGUUUGAACAGGACUGGUACUCUUGGCAUGCCAAAAGUUUACAAGCAAAUGAGAUCCCCGAGUGCAUUAAGCACAAAAUUAACCACACAGCAGGACUUAAGGUCCCAUAAGACAAUGGGGAGGGGAAAGACAGCUUAUAAAGACUUGCGUAAGUCCAAGAGGGAAUGGAUUUUACUUCUAUACCAGAAAAAAAGGAAGCUAUUUUUAACCUGCUUUUUAUCAUGUGUCUUUUUCCUCAGUGAGGAUUUGCAUUUUCACUUUUGACAUCCAUUAUUCAAAAUUUGUUUUAAUUGUGGCCUGCCAGAAUAGAGUCUAGGUGAUGAAAAUUGAUUCUUCCAGUUUUGGUAAAAAGUAGUCUACUGAAUAUUCUGCAGAGAACUUUGGUAUGAUUGUGCAGUUCAGUUCUUUAUAUUCUACAUUAAGAUACAACUGAAGAGAUGUAGAAUUAUGGGCUUGACGACUGCAAAGAUAUGCCUGAUAUCAUAAUUACGUGACACGGAUUAACAUGUUCUCUGAUUACUGUACUGUACAGUCUGUUUUAUAUCUUGUCUGUGGUGUUGUCAUGGAAAAGAACACAUUGAUUUGUCAAGACCAAUUACUUAUCCAUCAGAGUUAUCAAAUGCAACAUGUAAAAAGGCAUUAUAAAGUAAAUCAUUAAAACAAUUUGCAUGUCUCAUGACAAAUAAGCAGUUGAUUACAAACCAAAAUGUUACUGCCCGAUCUCGAAUCAUCCAUAACAUAA
Polyodon spathula (Mississippi paddlefish) is the source of this 2282-nucleotide messenger RNA. Its product is annotated as inactive phospholipase D5-like. The record is from RefSeq and is a predicted model, not a curated record. The transcript has 10 exons. Gene Ontology annotation, molecular function: catalytic activity. Lineage: Eukaryota; Metazoa; Chordata; Actinopteri; Acipenseriformes; Polyodontidae. The coding region runs from base 82 to 1650 and encodes 522 amino acids.